UUAUGUAAUCAUUAUUGUUAGUAUAGUGUCAAGACAAUUAAACCACAAAGCCCACAAUAAAGAAAGCAAGCAUGGCCGCAUCUAACAGGCUAAUUGAUGGACUACUGGUGGAUAUUGGUGACACACUAACAGUAGCUAAGUUCACAGAGCUAAUCAGCCUCUAUGAUGUGCCAGUUCCUGAUGGCAUUACAGAUCACUUUAGAGUACUCAAGUACCUCAAAGAUAACGGCAAACUAGAAUUAGAGGAGCUAGCUAAUAAUCUGGAAGACAUUAGAUGUGAAGAUGAAAGUCAGAAAGUGAGAGAGUUUACUGACUUCAAAGCUACAAUACGACAACGGAAGAAUAGUGCAGCCUACGUUGGAAUUAGGGGAGUAGCUGGUGAGAUACAACCAGAGGAGGCCUCUCCAGGUGUCAGAAAGAAAGGGACUAAUGACCAAGAUGAUCCAUACACGGCUGAUGAAGUGGUGGAGGAGAUACCAUGCGAUGCAGAACCAUACAAUGAAGAUGACAUGAAAUACAUGCAAGAGGCAAUAGAUCUUUGUAAAGAAAGUAAAGACAAGAAAACAAAGGUUGGAAGUGUACUGGUUCACACUCAAAAUGGGGUAAUAGGUAGAGGAUAUAACAGGAUGCCUCUGUGUAGGGGACAAGAACUAGAUUUCCCAUGGACAUCUGAUGAAGCUAAAAGUUCACUAGACAAAAAAUACCUCUAUGUGGUCCACUCGGCAAUAGCUGCCAUCAUUGAUGCUACUGAGAGAUGGACUAAAGAUGGUAUCAGCGGCAGUACUCUGUAUACAACACUGUUCCCAGCCAAUCGUGAUGCUCAGGUGUGUGUGGAUUAUGGAAUAACAACAGUGGUUUUUAUCGAUGAUAUUUAUAAAGAUAAACCAUUCACAAAAGCAUCAAAGCGUAUUAUAAAGAAAGCAGAUAUUAAAAUAAGGAGACUGGAUAAAAGCAAGUUCACCAGGCUACCCACCUACCAACUGUAGAGAAUACGUUAGUUUACGUACGUGUGUGUUAUCCCAAUCCCAUCACUAUUUACAUUAUGUAUAACAAUUUUUGAACGUUUGAA
Halichondria panicea is the source of this 1069-nucleotide messenger RNA. RefSeq lists its product as uncharacterized. Gene Ontology annotation, molecular function: catalytic activity. Lineage: Eukaryota; Metazoa; Porifera; Demospongiae; Suberitida; Halichondriidae. The transcript has 5 exons. The record is from RefSeq and is a predicted model, not a curated record. Gene Ontology annotation, cellular component: cytoplasm. Bases 72 to 986 code for a protein of 304 amino acids.